Phytomonas sp. Hart1 is the source of this 1266-nucleotide messenger RNA. Lineage: Eukaryota; Euglenozoa; Kinetoplastea; Trypanosomatida; Trypanosomatidae. The record is from the annotation of a GenBank genome assembly.
GUCCGAUUCUUGUUUUUUUAUAGGGGUCAAAGUGUUUAUGUAACUUUGAUCUGCCAAUAAUUAGUUCUUAAUAAUAGAAGUUUAACUCGACACCUACAGCAAAUGGGAGGAGAUGCUUCACACUAUUAUCAAGUACUGUAUGAUUUUACAGCGGAAGAAAAAGUAGAGCUUUCUGUUGAGAGGGGCGAGCGUCUUCGCUUGAUUGAUUCCACUAUUCAGGAUGGUUGGGUAAGGGCUGAAGUCUUUAGCGAGCCCGACAGGCAGGGAUUUGUCCCAGUUUCGUAUCUAAAACUAGAAAGCCCUCAAAACUUUACUGAGGAAGACAGUGACACAACCGAAUUGAAAUUUUCCUCAAUGGAAACUCAUUUACUCAAAGGAAACGCUUUAGAUGUCAGUUCGAUUCCCAAGCGUAGGGAUCUUGGCAAUCACUCUCAGCUCAGCUCACCGGCUCAAGACAGGUCUCGUAUCUCGGGCAUCUCAAAGUUUGAAUCUCUUGACGCGCGCCCUUCGGACGAAAGUGUAGGCGUACAUAUAAGACAAAGAGGAGGGGAUCCAAUAACUACUGGAAUAGUAGGACAUGUAGAUUUCUCUCGAAAAGUUAUGGGGGUACAUAACAUUAAUGAAAAAGAGUUAGACAACGAGCAACACAUUAGAAAGGUUUUCAUGGAUGGAUUCAGAAGGGACAAAACCUAUUUUAGCCAACUUAUGAGGCGGCGCACUGAUGCACUAGUAGAUUUACGGACUCGCCUAGAGGACACUGUAGAAAAUGUUAGAGUUUGUAAGGAGAUGAAUGUCUUACUUUCGAAACGAUUAUGUGAAAUGGAUCAGAUCACGGAAAAGGAGCAUCUCCAACGAGUGGAGUGUGUGGAGGAAGUGAAGCUGUGCGCAAGGCGCCUUCUGUUAUCUCCUUUUGGUAGAACGCCAGAAAAAAAGGACGUGAAUACAGAUAACAUGCUCCGCGAGCAUUCCUGAUUCUAUGUGUUUUCAAUUGUGGUUUUACUCUAUUAGAUGACUUUUAGUCACAUCAUGCUUUAAUCAUAAGGAACAGGAUUUCAAAAAAAAAAUGAGAAUAAUUAUUACGUUAGUUCAAGUACUUACAAAUACAUCCCCGUUCCUGAGUUUUUCAAGUACUAAUCUAUUUUAUCCUUCUUUUUAAUUCCAUGACAUGGCUAUCUUUUCAUCACUAACCUAACACAAAACACGUACAGACUGAUUGCGCAUUUCCUUUUCAUUCAUUAUGCCUUAAAUAAACGAAUGUAUCGAUCG